CGCGUCGUUGUUCGCUUCGCUCGUACUCCGUUGACGACGGUCGCGCGCGCGCAACGUGUUUUUAUUUGUAUUUUGCGUUCCCGAUAAGUUACUCCUUUGGCUCUACCAACAGUCGAACUCGUGUGACUUUCCUCUUGCUUGUAAAUUACAAAAAGUUGUUCCGUUCGAGGCUUUCUGUCUUGUAAGACUUAAAACUGGCUUGUGUGAGAAAUUUGUUUCGGUCUCAGCGCGCCGGUUCUUAGUGGUUGAUAGAGCGUUUAGAUUGUUUUUUAGUGCGACUAAAAGUGAAGUGUUGGACAUACGGAGAAUGUCCGUCGGUGGUCGUGAUUACAGGAGCGACUGAUGCGUUUCAGUCGUCAUGAGACGCCGCUGGUCUAACAACGGAGGAUUCCCGUUGCGUAUGCUCGAGGAGAGCUCAUCUGAAGUUACUUCUUCAUCUGCUCUGGGUCUAUCGGCGGCUAUGGUUAUGUCCCCGGAAUCGCUCGCCUCUCCUGAGUAUGGGCUCGAGCUUUGGGGUUACGACGAUGGAAUUAGCUAUAACGCGACACAAUCCCUGCUGGGCACACAUUGCACAAUGCAGCAGCAGCAACCUCAAACACAGCCGUUGCCUUCUAUGCCGCUACCGAUGCCACCCACGACCCCAAAAUCUGAAAAUGAAUCAAUAUCGUCAGGCAGGGAGGAACUGUCACCGGCAUCGAGCAUAAAUGGCUGCAGCACGGAUGGCGAUGCACGAAGACAGAAGAAAGGUCCGGCGCCGCGGCAGCAGGAGGAGCUGUGCCUCGUCUGCGGCGACAGAGCCUCGGGGUAUCAUUACAAUGCACUCACGUGCGAAGGCUGUAAAGGGUUCUUCCGACGGAGUGUCACCAAAAAUGCAGUUUACAUAUGCAAGUUUGGUCACGCCUGUGAAAUGGAUAUGUAUAUGCGAAGAAAAUGUCAAGAAUGCCGAUUAAAGAAGUGCCUAGCAGUGGGCAUGAGGCCCGAGUGUGUGGUCCCGGAGCCCCAAUGCGCUUUGAAAAGAAAGGAAAAGAAAGCACAGAGAGAAAAGGACAAAUUACCAGUUAGCACAACAACAGUAGACGAUCACAUGCCACCCAUUAUGCAGUGUGAUCCUCCUCCGCCUGAUGCAGCCAGGAUCCUGGAAUGUUUGCAGCACGAAGUGGUCCCGCGGUUCCUAUCUGAGAAACUCCUGGAACAGAACAGGUUGAAGAAUAUUCCGCCUCUUUCGCCCAACCAGCAGUUCUUGAUCGCCAGGCUGGUCUGGUACCAAGAUGGGUACGAGCAGCCUUCGGAGGAGGAUCUCAAAAGAGUCACACAGACUUGGCAACACGGCGAGGAGGAUGACGGGGACACAGACUUGGCCUUCCGUCAGAUCACAGAGAUGACCAUUCUGACCGUGCAGCUCAUAGUGGAGUUCGCUAAGGGUCUACCUGGCUUCGGGAAAAUCUCGCAACCGGAUCAAAUCACUCUGCUAAAGGCGUGCUCGAGUGAAGUGAUGAUGCUGCGCGUCGCCCGACGGUAUGACGCCAGCACGGACAGCAUUUUGUUCGCGAACAACGAGGCGUACACUCGCGACAACUAUCGCAAAGCGGGCAUGAGCUACGUGAUAGAGGAUCUGCUGCACUUCUGUCGCUGCAUGUACGCCCUGUCGCUGGACAACGUGCACUACGCGCUGCUCACGGCCGUCAUCAUAUUCUCGGAUCGGCCUGGGCUGGAGCAACCCAACCUGGUGGAAGAGAUCCAGAGGUACUAUCUGACCACUCUGCGGAUGUACAUCCUAAACCAGCUCAGCGCGUCUCCGCGCUGCUCCGUGCUGUUCGGCAAGAUCCUGUCCAUCCUCUCGGAGGUGCGCACGCUGGGCAUGCAAAACUCCAACAUGUGCAUAUCCCUGAAGCUGAAAAACCGGAAGCUGCCUCCGUUCCUGGAGGAGAUCUGGGACGUGGCGGACGUGACGUCGCAGCCUCCGGCGCUGCUGGAUCAUGCGACCGAGCUCUAGCCCCCAGAGCCGCGGGGGCCCGAGGGGCCGAAGGGGCCGCGGGGGCCGAGGAGAGAGCGCUCACAGACUGGCUAGGUUAAGUGGAGUGACUUUACGUGCUGUUGGACGUUCGGAGUCUAUUGGCGUCGUUCCGCGACCGGACUCGACGCGUUCGUGAGAGUUAUAUCUGAUAUAUAGAGUUCUAUUCGAAAGAGUUGAUAGUUGUGUUUGUUUACCGAAAUUCACCUUUUCGAUUGUAUAUUCGUAUAUUCGCUCGGCGGACUUUGUUGAUCUUAACUGACCGUUUGUUUCUAUAUAGUUUAUGUCCCGCGUUACGUCCCUUCUCCUGCGCCCGUGUCCCGAAUUAUUUUAUUAUCGCUGUGAUUCCUUUAGAGGUCGCGUGUGUCUCGAUGCAGAGGGACCUCGCCCGGGUGACCCCGACGAUAGAUCUCUUCGUGACGUGGCAAAUCGCAGCAGAUCCGACACCGUCGAUCACGUCAUGGAGGCGAUCGAUCGGAAUCUGCUUUUUUUUAAAUGUGGCCAGUUUAAUUUGGAUAUUUCCCGAAAACAUCGGCCACGUCGCGAAGCAAUCUACGAUCGGGUCCUGAAAUUUCCACCGGAAACGUCAGAGUCGAAUAUUAAAUUCGAGCGAAGUCCCUCACCUCUAUACAUAAGUUAGAUAAGGUUUGUGGGUGAUACGUCUUCAAAUUACUUUUCGUCGUUCGCUUACUGCACUUCGGGACGCCGGAACCGCUUCAAAGGAAGGAGCCUAACGCCAAACCGUCGAUUUAACGGGCCGUUUCCUCUUGCGGGUGUUUUCUCGCAUCUAGACGUGACACUCGUCGAAGAGAAAACUUCAAGAAAUCCAGAUCUUGUUAUGAUGUGUUCGUGGCAAAAGUAUGUGCAUUUCACUAGGUGUUUUUGCUGAUCGGGUGAAAAGAGACGAAUUCAUAGAUUAAUCAUUAUUGUGUGCAUUUGCUCACUAUUGCUCGCUAUUUAUUGUUCAUUAUUGUGCGGCAGCUGUUGUGACUGAGAGUGUUCCGUUAAAUUUGACUUUAAAUGUGUUAUCUGAGAUAUCACAUAUCUCGUAAUUGGCAGCUGAUUAGAGUUACUGGAGCGGUAGUCGCAAAUGCACACGAUGCGAGACAAAUACAAUAAUUGAACUGCCAUUUGAACCACACUCGGAAUGCCUUAUUUCACGUUACCUGUACUCUAGUACCUUCAUUGUUGAGAAUGGAUGUCAUAGUAUAUAGAACCUAAUUAGUCGAUCUCAAUUACCCGUGGGCGUGGCUGAGCAAAGUGAGUGUCACCCGCACCAUCCCUAACGCUCGAGUGCCGUCGAGGCAAAUGCAUUUCUAGUAUAUGUACGUGUGAACCGCGUGUCACGAUCGAGCUAGCACCGCGGGCCGCGCGCUAGUCCGCUCGACGACAUCUUUUCGACUCGUAUUUAUAAUUAAGUCGUAGAGGUAGACGACCCAUAGUAGUAAUCGAAGCACAAACGCCACGGAGCGCCUCGGACGGAUCGGGCCUCGGGGCGUAUACGACACACUGCCAUUUUCUGUACGUAUACGUAACACGGUGCGAGCGAGCGGGCGGGCCUUCGCCGUAACUUUCGCUGCGAUCCAUGCCUUAAGACUCGGAGCGAGUCGAGACAACCAAAACUGCCAUCCGGUUAGCGGUCGACGGACUCCGUCGGUGCGCAGCCGGUCGUGUUUGAUACGUAUUAUUCGAUUUCGAAAUUGUAAUAGAUUUAUUAAGUGUAAAUCUCGUCGGAGAUUAGUACCGUAAUGUUAUUUGUGUCUUAGCCGUUAACGAAAGCCGAGUUAGAAUCGCCGAGGGUCGUCGAAGACGGCACCGGAGCGCCGAGAGGGGCUCGGGACGAACGGGACGGGUGGGACGGGCCUUCGACGUGGAGUAUUUGAUUUACGAAUCGGGAGCGAGGGUCUCGACCGCGUGUCCAUUUUUACUGUAUAUAGGUACCUCUAGAUUUUAUGGUCGUAUGUUUGACAUAUGUUUAAUUUUAUUCAUCUAUUAAAGUACAGAUGGCUGUUGUUAUUUUUAUAUUAUUUGGGUAGAAUAUAUUUUUUGUAAAUGACCUCUGUAUUUAUCUUUUGUAAGCUUUGUGAGGAGUAGAAGAGUAUUUUGACCGGCGGACGAUUUCUUCGUUCCGACAGAUGUUUCUCGAUGCUUUUUUACUUCAGAGUGCAAUAUGUACAAACGAUUACGUAGAAAUACGAUGUACAGUCAAGUUUAGUUUUAAAGGCGCAAUUCGAUCGCUCUCGGGUUCGUCGUACACUGGAAGCAUAAUAGGCCCAUCACACUUUACGUGUUUUCUUAUACUUAAGCGAUUAAUUUUACAUAGUCGGACUAGGUGAUCUUCGUAUUUAAAUUUGCUAAUUUUUGUAGCAGAUUAGACUCGUCCACUCGACGAGACGAGUGAUGUACAUUUCGAAUUGAUUUCAAGUGAUUAAGUUAAUAUUUUAGAAACGAAUUUUUCUUAUUGAUAAUUCCAACUGGCAGCCUCGCGGCCAGAUCGCUGAUACCAGUGUGAUCGUGCAAUGUCCAUUAGAGAAAUAACAAUAUUGAAGUGUUGACUCCUCGCACUCUCGCUCAGCCUCUGGCGGUCGCGUCGGAAGUCUCCGGGAGGCUGAGACGAGAGAUGAGAGGAUCCCAUUCCGUGUUCUUGCACAUUGUUUCGUUUUCUUUGUAACUUUUAUUUCAUCCUAACACUACGCCUUAGUGAAUCCCCUAUUUUAUAAUUUAACUUCAGUGGUGAGGAGAACUAGUUAUAGGGAACAGAUGUGACGAAUGUGUUGAAGUUUUAGAGAGACAACUUUUAUAAAAGAUACUAUCUACAAAACAAAUGAUUAAAAGGUGUACAAAACGAGGAAAUUUGUAUGAAACAUUGUUAUGCGAAUAAACUUACACCUCAACAUAAAAUA
Messenger RNA from Pieris rapae (cabbage white), 4914 nucleotides. RefSeq names its product ecdysone receptor (gene EcR). Gene Ontology annotation, molecular function: RNA polymerase II cis-regulatory region sequence-specific DNA binding; nuclear receptor activity; zinc ion binding. The record is from RefSeq and is a predicted model, not a curated record. Lineage: Eukaryota; Metazoa; Arthropoda; Insecta; Lepidoptera; Pieridae. Bases 359 to 1993 code for a protein of 544 amino acids. The transcript is spliced from 7 exons. Gene Ontology annotation, biological process: positive regulation of transcription by RNA polymerase II; cell differentiation; ecdysone receptor signaling pathway. Gene Ontology annotation, cellular component: nucleus.